Angiostrongylus costaricensis is the source of this 189-nucleotide messenger RNA. The record is from the annotation of a GenBank genome assembly. Lineage: Eukaryota; Metazoa; Nematoda; Chromadorea; Rhabditida; Metastrongylidae.
AUGAGAAGUAAGUUCACGUUACUGAUAACUAAUAACGGAAACUCUGGAAAGUGCAAAGCAACAGGGAUGGUGGAUUCGGUUAUAACGCGUAUUGUAGCACUACAGCUCGAGAUUGAUGAACUUUCUGACGUUCUGACAACAUGCCUUCCUGGAACAGAAUUGGCAAGGCUCCAAGAUCCAACUGUUUGA